GCUUCUAAUCAAAUGUGAUUUCAGGAAACUGGCUAAGAUUAAAGCAAGGGAAGGAUAUAUAAGGGUAUAUAUUUAUAUGUUGUGGGUGGAAGAUCGACCCUCCCAUUUUUUUCAGCCCAGUCCAGAUCCAUCUGAAAGCUUGGACUUCCAGAACCUCCUCUGACAAGUUUCCUCGCCUUCCUGUGAGAAUAGGCAGCCGCUGUCACAGAGGAGCCGAGGGAGUUCAGGAGAUCAGAGGCAGAGCAGCAGUUCCCCUCUCUGCUGGGGGAAACCAGAUGACCCUCUUCAAAGUGAUAAUGUAAACAGCUAGCAACUGGUGGAACCGUGGGAGUUUGAGGUAGAACUGGAAGAAUUCUUCUGCAAGAUAAGUGCAAAACCAACACUAUUCCACAGGGUGAGUGGGAGGCUGUGCAGUGACAAAAUGAGUCUGGUGGAUGUGAGACAGGCAGCGGGUUCCCUAACCCUAUCCCUGUCCAGCAAUGACUCCAAGGAGCGUUACUUUGACCGCGUGGACGAAAGUGAUCCUGAGUACCUCCGCAGCCGGAACAUGUCCCCGGACCUGAGGCAGGACUUUAACAUGAUGGAGCAGAAGAAGAGGGUUACCCAGAUCCUGCAGAGUCCGGUGUUUAAAGAUGAGCUCGAAGGCCUUAUUCAGGACCAGCUGACAAAGGGAAACACCCCAACAGGUCUCCUGGCCCUGAGACAAAUUGCUGACCUGGUCAUGGCGAGCACCGUAGGAGGGGCUGGACCCUUGACAUCACCCAUCAGCUUUGGGAUGGUGACUCCAGUCAAUGACUUGUAUGGCAUCGAGUCACCCUCUUUUGCUAAAGGGGAGAAACAGAGUCGUUGCAAGUUGGCAAGCCUCUACAGGCUUGUUGACCUCUUCACCUGGGCUCGUUUUACAAGCUCCUACAUUACUGUGCGUGUCAAUAAAGAGCAGGAUCACGUUCUCAUUGGCCCACGAGGGUUAUCCUUUGCUGAAGUGACAGCAGGGAACUUGGUAAAAGUAAAUAUAGUCGGUGAGGUGGUGGACCAGGGCACAACUGAUCUUGGUAUCGACCACUUUGGGUUUUCUUGUCAUGCUGCCAUUUACUCAAUGCGCCCUGAUGUGAGAUGCAUCAUCCACAUACAUACUCCUGCCACAGCUGCUGUGUCCUCCAUGAAAUGUGGAAUCCUGCCCAUUUCCCAGGAGGCUUUGCUUCUGGGAGACGUGAGCAGCUUUGGUUUCCAUGGCAGCCUGGAUAAUAAAGAGGAGAAGGUGGAGCUUCAGAAAGCCCUGGGCCCUACUGCCAAGGUGAUGAUUCUGAGGAACCACGGGCUGCUGGCUUUAGGAGAAACUGUAGAAGAGGCUUUUCACUAUGUGUACCACUCACAACAAGCUUGUGAAAUCCAGGUGAAUGCUUUAAGCUGCUCGGGAGACCUGGACAGCUUUGUGCUCCUCGAUAAGGAGAAAUUCAAACCGUUGACCCAGGGAGUGGCCACUGCCGGGGUGAUGAUGGACAAUGAGGUCAAGUGGAGAGUGGGCGAGGCCGAGUUCGAGUCCCUAAUGAGGAUGCUGGACAACCUGGGAUACAGAACAGGUUACUCGUACAGGAACCCCAUUGUCCGUGAAAAACCCCGGUCUAAAAAUGACGUGGAGAUCCCUGCCACGGUGUCAGCGGUGCCAUCAGAGGACAGUGAACUUGGUCUGCGGAGCCCCCUCAAGUUUAUGGUGCAGCAAAAGCAGAGAGAAAGAACCCGGUGGCUCAACUCACCCAACAGCUACUUGAGGGUCAAUGUUCCUGAACAGUCACACAGCGGGGACGUCAGCCCCAGGACCAAAACCAUGUGGAUGAAGUCAUCAGAGCCAGGCAACAGUGUUGGCACACCAAUAAAGAUAGAGGAUCCAAACCAGUUUGUCCCACUCAACACUGAUCCCACAGAAGUUUUAGAUAAGAGGAACAGGAUAAAAGAUCAGCACAGAGGUGACCAGAUGACUCCAGGACCAAAGUCUCAGCUACUGUCAGGAAUUGUUGUGGACACCAUACCAGGACCUGCUUUCAUCAUUGAAGAUGAGGAGCAGACGCGCAACCUCCCCCCUAAUCCUUUCAAUGAGCUGACAGACAAGGAGCUGGAGGAGUACAAGAACACGGUAGAAAAGAAGCAGCAAGGACAAGAAGAGGAUGAUGACGCUACGGAUGCAGAUGAGAUGACAACAUUUGAUGGUUCCACCAUCUCCCUUUCUCUCUCUCCCAUUAUGACCCCAGCUAAGGACGACGUAAUUCCCAAUGGGAAAGACCACCUGGAAGAGUUGGAGGAGGAUCUGAGCAUCGAGGUAUCCAAGCUGAGCAUGAGCACUUCGGAUACGCAGGAAAUCUCAAUUACAUCGAAUGAGAAGACAGGGGAAGCUCAGACCCCAGAGAGCCAAACCAAGUCCCCAAAGAAAAAGAAAAAGAAGUUCCGCACACCUUCAUUCCUCAAAAAGAGCAAGAAAAAGAAGGAGGAGAAGGAGAAAACUGAAGCCUGAGGGCAUUUGCUGUAAAAGCAAUUAGUGUUUGGCUAGGAAACCACCUGAAUUCAGUUCUUGUUGAAGUGGAGUGAAAUAUGACAAAUGAUUAUUAUUCAGUCAGAAUGUCUCCCAGGACACAGUCUUUUUUACACAUCUCUCAUUCACAGUUAUUAUUAGAUGUGAACUUACUUUGAUAGUAAAAUGGAUGGUUUCCUCCCUUGAGGGUUUAUGAUCGACCACUCCUGAAGGGCUCAGCAAAACGAUGUUAAAAUACAGAGAUGGUGUGGUUGAUAAUACCCAUAUUUUAAUGGGGUUUAAAUGGAUAUCACAGAACUAAGAGUUGUGUAGGCUAUAAUAAAACAAGAUUACAGUUGUGUUUGUACUAUCCUUUUUUUCCUUUUUUGCACAGUUACCUUGUUGAAUGUAUAUGGAAAGCUAUGGCAUUGUUUUGAGAAAUUAACAAUCAAACAAGUAGAAUGAUCAUAAUGAAACUUGGCCUUAAUAUGAAGUACGAAUUGUAUCUCUACUAUCCAUACACUGCACAAAACAUAUUAUGAAGUGUUUUUGACUAAUAUCUUGUCAAGAUUGUCACAUUACACCUGACAAGUCCAGAUAAAAAAUCUUAUUUCAAGAUAUAACAAACACGAAGUAGGGAUGCGUGAUGUCUGUAUCGGCAGAUAUGAACAUUUCUGCCAAUAUUUAUGACCGAUAUUUUGCUUAUCAGUAUAUAGAUCUGCCUAUUCAGCUGUCAGUAUUUGCAGUACAAACAAAUAAUUUAGUGUACUUUUAGGCAGGACCAACAGACCCCUGUCAGCUAAGGUCUCCGUUAUUCACAAUCAUUCCUUACAUUUAAAAAUGUAUUUAAGGACUGAAAUUUGUUAAUAUGUUCAUCCUCAACCUUUAAAUUGUGUGUUUUAGGUCUGAUCUACAUUUCAAUAUUAGAAUUGCUAAAAUUAUAUGUCAAUGUUUACAAAAAAAUAUUUUGUAAAUAUUCACUUAUCAAAUAUCAUCCAAAAUCUAAUACCGUGCAUCCCUACAAAUAAGGCUCUGACUGCUUUUAAAAACAAAAGUAUUGCUGAAAAUGAAGCCAGGAAGGUCUAGUUGUAAGGUUUCUUGAAAUUGGAUUUUUAUCUUGUCCAGGACACUUGGGUAAAAUUUGCAUUUGGAGCUUUUUCUACCUAUCAAAAGCAAUUCAGGAACUAGCUUGUGCUUGAAACAAGACAAUUGUUUUGACUUGCCAGGAUAUUAAAUGUGAUAAUUUUUUCCUACAAGUUAGACAACAACACUAAGAUCUGAUUUUCUGCAGUGCAGUUGUAUCUUUUUUGUAAUAAUAUAUGUUUAUGUCAUAGAUAUUACAAUAUAGUGUUUGAUAGUUUAUUAAAUGAUUUGAUAGUCCUAACUUUACAUACUAACUCAUAUACUUAACAUGCUGUGAUAGAUGGUAAUAAUUCAUGUUUUUCACAUAUAUGUCAGUGCUAUUGUCCCCAUGGUUGCUGCUUUAUUGUAAUAGAGAGCUCAGUAAAGUGAUGACUCUUGCAUAGCGGUGUUUCUGAGUGGCAAAGUUUGACCUUAACUGAAUGGCCUGAAACUAUGUAGUUGUUUUGAUGUGAAAGUGCAAAGCCUGAAUCACAGAAAGUUGAAUGCGAAAGACCCUUUUUUUUUCACGAAUAAUGAGUUUAUGGCAAUAUACAGAGGGUAGAGUUUGAACUAAGAGGACUUUUACUUACAUCCCAGUCAAUAAUGUGAAUGAUUUGUUUUGACCCAAAGGGAGUGAAGUCUUUGUAAAAAGUUUGUUUUUGUGAAGUUCUUUUGUUACGCUAAACCAAAUGUUAAAAAUUGAAACAUAGCAAUGUGACAGUACAAUCUAAUAACGGUAUUUUAAUAUUUCUUUUACCUUUUUUCAUUAAACUUUAUGCUCAGUGUUUACAAACUGCAUUUACUUAUGUAACCUGUGUGCCUAGUGCUAAUAUUCUCUCUGUUGUUUACAUUGCUGUUUGUGUCACCGGGGUUUUUUCCACAGUGCUUUACAUUAAACCUCCCGUCAGAGUCAGUCCUUUGAAAUUGCCUUCUCUCUGAUGUAAUAAAAGCUGGCAUAUGUUUCCAUAA
Cheilinus undulatus (humphead wrasse) is the source of this 4594-nucleotide messenger RNA. RefSeq names its product adducin 3 (gamma) b (gene add3b). The record is from RefSeq and is a predicted model, not a curated record. The coding region runs from base 422 to 2506 and encodes 694 amino acids. NCBI's taxonomy places the organism in Eukaryota, Metazoa, Chordata, Actinopteri, Labriformes, Labridae. Gene Ontology annotation, molecular function: actin filament binding. The transcript is spliced from 15 exons. Gene Ontology annotation, biological process: barbed-end actin filament capping. Gene Ontology annotation, cellular component: postsynaptic density; cytoskeleton; plasma membrane.